AUGGCUACCAUAUCGCCAACAAGGCCAUCGCGGCGGGCGGCCUCGCGCAGCAAAGUGGUUGUUGAAGAGUCGGACGAUGAGAAUAUGGGGGGCAUGAGCGAAGAGGAGGACGAUGGGGAGGAUUUUACGCCAGCACCACUGCGCAGUCCCAAGCGUCAGACAAGACGCAAAACUACAGAAGUGCCUUCAAUUCCGCGCACUGCAGCUCGUACUCGGAGAACACGAACCGGUGAAAGCGUUGAGCCUUCAGAGAUUUUCGACCCAGAGGAAUCAAUUAAGCCAGAGCCAGUAUCUCCUACGAAGAAAGCAUCCCCAAGGAAGCGCAAAAGCGCUGCGCCUACUAAAAGAGUCCGCUCAUCAGUCGCUGGAGACGCAGUUCCACCAAUGCCCACCCCAAAGCCUUCCACAUCACCAGAACCAUCUCAAUUACAUGGCACUCCAUUGGCCGACAUUACCGAUACCCUCAACGAGCAAGCACCAACAGCAAAUAAUCGGAAAGAGAUUCUGGGCGUUAAGGCAUUGGAUACGAUAUUGGAGAAGCCAAUGGAUAUCGUCGUAAGAUCAAGAGCUUUGGCGGUGCCUCAACAACCAGAGAAUGCUGGCCCCAAACCGCGAACAGUCAUCCAGUAUUUGGUUCUCAAGAACUUCAAGAGUUAUGCUGGUAGACAAGAAGUUGGACCUUUCCAUGCCUCAUUUUCUUCUGUUGUAGGGCCGAACGGAUCUGGAAAGUCGAACGUGAUCGACUCCUUGCUGUUUGUCUUCGGCUUCCGAGCAAGCAAGAUGAGACAAGGCAAGAUAUCUGCCCUGAUCCACAACUCGGCAGCAUUUCCCGAUCUAGAUCACUGUGAAGUCGAAGUGCAUUUCCAGGAAGUCAUAGAUCUUCCAGAUGGAAAGCAUGAAGUCCUUCCAGAUUCCACCCUGAUUAUCUCUCGAAGGGCCUUCAAGAACAACUCCAGCAAGUACUAUAUCAAUAUGCAGGAGUCCAAUUUCACGACAGUAACAACACUUCUGAAGGAGCGAGGCGUUGACCUUGACCACAAAAGGUUUCUCAUCCUGCAGGGAGAAGUUGAAUCUAUUGCGCAGAUGAAGCCCAAAGCUGCCAACGAACAUGACGACGGCUUGCUUGAAUACCUGGAAGAUAUCAUUGGCACCUCAAAAUACAAGUCUCCCAUCGAAGAGUCUGCGACGGAGGUAGAAACGCUCAACGAGGUCUGUACGGAGAAGAAUGCUCGUGUCCAGCACGUUGAAAAGGAGAAGAACAGUCUCGAAGACAAAAAGAACAAGGCUUUGGCUUAUAUUCGAGAUGAAAACGAGCUUGCCUCAAAACAAUCUGCCUUGUAUCAAGUCUACAUUGACGAAUGUGGAGACAAUCUCAAGGUAACAGACGAAGCCAUUGGGCAAAUGCAGGGCCAACUCAACGCAGAGCUCGAAAAACAUCAGGGCAACGAGGAUGGCAUCAAGAGCAUCGGGAAAGCUUACAAGCAUGGUGCCAAGGAGUACGAGGCUUUGCAGAAAGCGACCCAAGCCAUCAUCAAGGAGAUGGCCAAAUAUGACAAGGAGCACGUGAAGUAUGAGGAGAAGAAGAAGUUUCUAACAAAUAAACAAACCAAGCUCGAAAAAGCGCUGCAGUCAAACCGACUUUCAGGUUCUGAAGCGAAUAGCCUAGCACAGAAGCACUCAGACGAUAUCGAGCGCAAUACGAAAGAAAUCGCUGCGUUAGAAAGGAGUAUGCGUGAAGAAGAGGAGGAGCUAGCCGCAAUUCGAGACGCUCUGAAAGGAAAGACUCAGGCAUUCUCCGACCGAAUAGCCGCCAAGCAAAAGUCAUUGGAACCGUGGAACGGGAAGAUCAACGAAAAGCAAUCAGCCAUUGCCGUCACCCAGAGCGAGCUCGAAAUCUUGCGUGAAAGAGCCUCGGCAGGGGCCGUCGCGCUUGAAGAGGCUCAAGGAAGGAUCAAUUCCCUCGAUGAAAGCCGCAAGACGAAGGAAGGCGAGAUCAAGGAAUUAAAGGCUCAGAAAGUGCAGGUGGAGAAGGAGGCUGGCAAAAUCCAAGGCGAGCUUACCAAACUAAUGCAAACGGAACCUGAGAUGAGAUCACAGCUGUCCGGGGCCCGACAGAAAGCGGACGAAGCCAGAGCCAGUUUGUCAAGCACCCAAAGCCAAGGCAACGUACUCAGUGGCUUGAUGCGACUGAAGGAGUCAGGACGAAUAGAAGGUUUCCAUGGACGACUCGGGAACCUAGGCACAAUCGACCAGAAAUACGACGUAGCCAUAUCAACAGCCUGUCCAUCGCUGGAGAAUCUCGUCGUGGACUCGGUUGAGGUGGGCCAGCAGUGCAUUGAUUACCUGCGCAAGAAUAACCUGGGAAGAGCUAAUAUCAUCUUGCUGGAUCGUCUGGCAAAAAGAGAUUUGUCCGCAAUCGACACGCCCGAAGGUGUACCAAGGCUGUUUGAUCUUGUGAAGACGAAGAACGAAAUAUUUCGUCCUGCUUUCUUCAGCGUUCUACAAAAUACUCUGGUGGCGAAAGACCUCGAGCAAGCAAAUCGUAUUGCCUAUGGCGCUCGAAGAUGGAGGGUGGUUACCUUAGAUGGGCAACUGAUCGACGUCUCCGGAACGAUGAGUGGUGGUGGGACUCGUGUUGCCAGAGGUGGCAUGUCAUCCAAGCUUGUUGCGGAAACCUCAAAAGAGCAAGUGUCGAAGCUGGAAGUUGACCGUGACCAGCUAGAGCAAGAUAUCCAGAAGCACCAAGAUAAGCAAAGAGAGCUCGAGACUUCUCUGAAACAGCUCAAUGAUCAGAUCCCUCAAUUGGAGACGGCAAUCCAGAAGACUGGCUUGGAAUCCGAGAGCCUAAAACGAAACCUUGCAGACGCUCAGCGCCGAGUAAGUGAACUAACGGCAGCACAGCCAACGACUAGUUCCGACGAUGCUCGUAUCAAUAUUUUGGAGAAGCAGAUCUCGAAGCUUGAAAAGGAUGUCGAGAAGCUACGUGCAGAAACGGCUGGUCUCGAACAAGAGAUUCAGGAACUUCAAGACAAAAUCAUGGAAGUUGGUGGUGUGAGGCUCAGAGGGCAGAAAGCCAAGGUCGAUGGCCUGAAAGAGCAGAUCGAGACUCUCACGGAAGAGAUGUCCAAUGCGGAAGUCGCCAAGUCAAAAGCUGAGAAGCAAAAGAUUAAGCACCGUAAAUCAUACGAGGAUGCUGAGAAUGAGCUCGCUGCCGCCGCCGAAGAGCUCGAAAACCUAGUCAAUGAGGUCAAGACACAGGACAAUGACGCUUCCGCCUCCAAGCGCAAGGCGGAAGAAGCACAAGAGGCGCUAAGCGCGAAGCAGGAGGAGCUUGCUGCUUUGAAGCGGGAGCUGGAUGACAAGACUGCCGAACUGAACGAGACUCGCGCUGUCGAGAUCGAAAUGCGCAACAAGCUCGAAGAGAAUCAGAAGGUCCAGUCCGAGAACCAGAAACGACUAAAGUACUGGAAUGAGAAGCUCAGCAAACUGAGUAUCCAAAGCGUCAGUGACCUCGGAGAAGAACAAGCAGCAGAAGAACUACCUCAGUACACCAAAGAUGAGCUCGAGGAUAUGGACAAGGACACCCUGAAGGGUGAGAUCGCAAUUCUCGAGGAGAAAACCCAAAACGUCAACGUCGAGCUUGGCGUGCUGGCUGAGUACCGCCGCCGCGUCGAAGAACACACCUUACGCAGCAAUGACUUGCAAUCUGCCGUGACGCAACGAGAUACUGCAAAGAAGCGUUGCGAUGACCUUCGCAAGCUCCGUCUCGAGGGUUUCAUGACCGGUUUCAGUCUAAUUUCUCUGCGGUUGAAGGAAAUGUAUCAGAUGAUUACAAUGGGCGGAAAUGCUGAGUUGGAGCUUGUCGAUUCGCUUGACCCUUUCUCCGAAGGUAUUCUUUUCAGCGUAAUGCCGCCGAAGAAAUCGUGGAAGAACAUCUCGAACCUUUCGGGUGGUGAAAAAACGCUGAGUAGUCUGGCUCUGGUGUUUGCUCUGCAUCACUACAAGCCAACUCCGCUCUAUGUGAUGGACGAGAUUGAUGCUGCGUUGGAUUUUCGGAAUGUCUCUAUUGUUGCCAGCUACAUCAAGGAGCGAACAAAGAAUGCACAAUUUAUCGUCAUCUCUUUGAGGAAUAAUAUGUUUGAGUUGGCUUCUCGGCUGGUGGGCGUGUACAAAGUCAACCAUAUGACUAAGAGCGUAACAGUAGAAAACAGAGACUACAUUAACGGCAGAGCUUAG
This is a messenger RNA of Letharia columbiana, 4236 nucleotides long. RefSeq lists its product as uncharacterized. The coding region runs from base 1 to 4236 and encodes 1411 amino acids. Gene Ontology annotation, cellular component: chromosome. The record is from RefSeq and is a predicted model, not a curated record. Gene Ontology annotation, biological process: mitotic chromosome condensation. Lineage: Eukaryota; Fungi; Ascomycota; Lecanoromycetes; Lecanorales; Parmeliaceae. Gene Ontology annotation, molecular function: protein binding; ATP hydrolysis activity; ATP binding. The transcript is spliced from 3 exons.